UCUCUCCUACAGCUUUACCCCACUUUCCUCUCUCUCAUUUUUUCACUUCACUCUUUGCUUUCAUUUUCCACACACUCUUUUCUGUCUCUCUCAUUCAUUAUUGAGUUUUUUUAUUUUAUUUCCAGAUUUCUCAUCCAUGGCUUUGAUGCAUUUUCUUCUUCUGCUUUUUGCAGUCUCUAUUGUUUCAGCUGAUGAAGAACCUUUUAUUGGAGUGAACAUUGGAACAGAACUAUCUGAUAUGCCACACCCUACUCAAGUAGUUGCGCUGCUCAAAGCGCAACAAAUUCGACACGUUCGAUUGUAUGAUGCUGACCAAGCUAUGCUCAUUGCACUUGCAAAAUCCGGCAUUCAGGUUGUUAUAACCGUCCCUAACGAAGAACUCUUAGCAAUCGGUCAAUCGAAUGCCUCAGCUGCCAACUGGGUUUCCCGCAAUGUGGUUGCACAUUAUCCGGCCACCAAUAUCACUGCCAUUUGUGUUGGUUCCGAGGUUUUAACCACACUUCCUAAUGUUGCAAAAGUUCUUGUCAACGCGAUCAAGUACAUUCAUUCAGCCCUUGUUGCGUCAAAUCUUGAUCGCCAAGUUAAAGUUUCAACACCACUUUCUUCAUCAAUCAUCCUUGAUUCGUUUCCUCCUUCUCAGGCUUUCUUUAACCGAUCGCUGAAUUCGGUUUUAGUUCCGAUCCUUGAUUUCCUGCAAUCCACCGACUCUUAUCUCAUGCUCAAUAUUUACCCUUACUAUGAUUACAUGCAAUCAAAUGGUGUGAUUCCAUUAGAUUAUGCACUUUUCAAACCUCUCCCUCCAAACAAAGAAGCUGUUGAUUCCAAUACCCUUCUCCAUUACUCCAAUGUCUUUGAUGCCAUGGUUGAUGCGGCAUACUUCGCCAUGGCUUUUCUAAAUUACACCAACAUUCCUGUAGUUGUAACCGAAUCAGGCUGGCCUUCAAAAGGUGGCUCAAACGAGCCCGACGCAACAAUCGACAAUGCCAACAAUUACAACAGCAAUUUGAUCAAGCACGUGUUUAACAAAACUGGAACACCGAAACAUCCAGGAACUGCUGUUAGUACUUACAUAUAUGAACUCUACAAUGAGGAUACGAAACCGGGAGUAUUGUCUGAAAAAAACUGGGGAUUGUUUGAUGCGAACGGAGUGCCUAUUUACAUUCUACACUUGACAGGAUCGGGAGCGGUUUUGGCGAACGACACAAGCAAUCAAACUUUCUGCGUUGCAAAGGAUGGCGCAGAUCCGAAGAUGAUACAGGCUGCGUUGGAUUGGGCGUGCGGACCUGGAAAAGUGGAGUGCGAUCUAUUGUUGCAAGGACAACCGUGUUAUGAACCGGACAAUGUGAUUGCACAUGCUAAUUAUGCUUUUGAUAGUUACUAUCAUAAAAUGGGGAACACUCCUGAUUCAUGUGACUUCAAGGGUGUUGCUACAAUCACCACUUCAGAUCCAAGUCAUGGUUCUUGUAUAUUUCCUGGAAGUCUUGGAAAAAAUAGCACCUUUGGAAACUUCACAGCACCAUCAAUGAAUUCAUCAAGUGAUUCUUCAGCCUACAGUAUCCACAGCAUUGAAAUGAGAAUUUGUAGCCUUGUAAUGGUGACAGGAUUUCUAAUACUGGGAGUGGUUUUGAUUUAGUGUGAUAUAUAAUGUCAUGAACAAAUUAAUGUUACUCAUUCAAAAAUUUUGUGGUGGUGAUAAUGCUACAAAUUGGUAUUGGUAGAGGUAGCAUUGUGUUGUUCGUUCAUUCAAUUUUGUACAAAAUCCAGCCAAGGGUUUCGACUGAAUGAGGCUGCAGCUAAAUCUUCAUUGUCAUUCUUUUCAGUUAGAGUUGAUUCAAUCAUUAUCAUCAUCAAUCAUUGAUAUUCCACAAGUUCCAUUUUUA
Molecule: messenger RNA, 1880 nt
Organism: Cicer arietinum (chickpea)
Lineage: Eukaryota; Viridiplantae; Streptophyta; Magnoliopsida; Fabales; Fabaceae
Product: glucan endo-1,3-beta-glucosidase 2
Biological process (GO): carbohydrate metabolic process
Molecular function (GO): hydrolase activity, hydrolyzing O-glycosyl compounds
Source: RefSeq, a predicted model, not a curated record